AUGAAAUUUCGGUACCUGAGAAAUUUUUUUCUUUUAUCAAUAAUAGUUUUUAAUUUUUCUUCGACAUGUUCAUUUAUUUUCACGCUAUCUACUGCAAAAGACAUUGCUAAAUAUGGAUAUGAUGGAAUAAAAGCAUUAAUGGAUUUGAAGAAAGCUCAUAACGAUCGCAUGUGGAAGCAAAAAGUAACAGAAUCAUUAGCAGAAAUUGUUAACAGCACUCGGAGAAUUGAAUCACUGUUAACAGAAGAAGCUGAUAGAGUGAUUGAAGAGUUGUCCGUCAAAAUUGACAUGCAAGCUGUUCACGAUUUCACAAGAGUUGUGCAUUCAAUAAAUGAAAGAUUUGAAAAAAAAUUUAUAAAAUAUUUUGUGGAAGACAAUUCUUAUCAAGUGGAAACAAUUCAAAGCUUUAUUAAUGAAACAAUAAGUGAAUCUGGUUUCCAAAGAAUUUUGCAUUCACUCAAUUCCUAUAUUAUUCCUCGCAAUUAUUUAAAUCAUGUUCCUGAUAAAAGAUUAUUUGAUAUUUUACUCGAUUAUCAAAAAAUAAAGAUGAAUCAUCAUCGAGAUUGCAAUGAAGGAUCUUCUCAUCAUCAACACUUAUUCGCUGUAUAUAAUUUAGCAGUUCAUACACUGGUUCGCGGAUAUACUAUGGUAGUUCAUGCUUACAAAUAUCGACAACUAGCACAGCCGAAUCCUAAUGCAUGGAAUUCUGAAAUUAAUGAUGCUGUAAAUGAAUUCAAAGAAGCAUUAAUGCAGAUAGCUCCUAUAGCACGUCGAGCAAUGAAUGAAGCUUCUAAAGAAAUCCGUCGUUGUGAUCCUAAUGAGCUUGUAGAAGGUUCUAAUUAUAUAAGCUUGAAGAACUUUUUAUCAAUUAUUUUAACUACUCAAACCUCGAUGAGUUCUGAUUUUUCGUGUACCGGUAGCUGCAGUAGCUAUAAAAAAUUAGGUAGCAUUUUUACAAAUAAAAACAGACUUUCUCAAUUUCAAUGUACCGGAUCUGCUUAUAACUGCUGGAAAACUAGUGUAACUCAAAUAUGUUUAGCUAAUCCUGGUAGUGGCCGACGAUUUGAAGCUUUAACAGAAAAUUAUGGAUUGUUUAAUUUAUAUGAACACCAUCGAAGGGGUAUUUGGAGUGAAAGAUGUUACAAAGAAAAAAUUUCAGCAUUCGAUUUUAUAAAUAAUGACCCACUUUGUAAUAUUUGUGCGUGCACUUGUGAUGAAUGGGCAAAUUCUGAAAGCAUUCGGUCUUUUAGUCUUAGAGAACAAUAUACUGAUUUCCGCGAUGGAAGAAUUGUUACGGGAAUUCGUGUAAAAGUAGUUGACAAAGUAAUCCAUUUAGAAAUUCAAGAAGGAAAACUAGUCAAUGGAUCCAUUGAUCCAAGUACUGUUAUGUGGAAUCCAAAUGCUAGCUAUUUACCUCAAAGAGGUUCUGAAGUUGUUCAACUGAAUUAUAAUAUGCGUUCAGUAAACUUGGAUAAUAUUGUACUUCCACCAGGAUAUGCUGUAACAGGUGUUAGAUUUGCAUUACUUAGAAAUAGAAUAACAUUGGUAGUGGCUGGAACACAAAUUUUUGAUGAAGCAGGAGAAAUUAUAACUCCCACAUAUAUGCAAUGGUACUGGCCAAAUCAAUUACCCAGAACUGAACUUGAGUUAGUUCAAGCUGACAUUCCAGACAGGGAAAAUAAAGUAAAUGUUGAAGUUAGUCAACCUGGAGAACAGUUUGUAAAAUUCCAGUUGACAGAUUGGAAUAAAGAUGCUAGUCAAACAUUAGUUCCUUACAUAGAUUCACAAGCAAUAUUUUCUGAUCCACCAAUACCUAUUGGUGGAGUUGGAAUUUUUUAUAAGAACUACAAUGGAAGUGGAGGAUUUUUAUCUUUAAAACUUUCAGCUGCUGAUUAUUCUAUUCAUGUAAAUGAAACAAAUCUCAGUCAAAUGUUUAGUGAUAAUUGAAAUGCUACUAUUUAAGAAUGUGAUGUU
Chelonus insularis is the source of this 1974-nucleotide messenger RNA. RefSeq lists its product as uncharacterized. The record is from RefSeq and is a predicted model, not a curated record. The coding region runs from base 1 to 1947 and encodes 648 amino acids. NCBI's taxonomy places the organism in Eukaryota, Metazoa, Arthropoda, Insecta, Hymenoptera, Braconidae. The transcript is spliced from 8 exons.